AAGCUUAUCAUGCUUCUAUUUCCAGGACUUCAUGUUCCAACAAACGAUGUACCGCAUCAAAGACCCCAGGAAGUCGAUUCCGUUCUACACCGGAGUGCUGGGCAUGACUUUGCUGAAGCAACUCCACUUCCCAGAGAUGAAGUUCUCUCUGUUCUUCAUGGGCUACGAGAAUCCGGCUGACGUGCCCCAGGAUGAAGCUGUGAGGUCCGCCUGGGCGUUGACGAGGAAGGCUACGUUGGAACUUACGUACAACUGGGGUACGGAGAGCGACGAUUCCUGCUACCAUAAUGGCAACUCGGACCCGAGGGGCUUCGGCCAUAUUGGAAUAUGGGUACCUGACGUGGAAGCCGCUUGUGCUAGGUUCGAGCAGCACGACGUGAAGUUUGUGAAAAAGCCGCAGGACGGCAAGAUGCGAGGGCUGGCCUUCAUCCAGGACCCCGACGGGUAUUGGAUCGAGAUAUUUACUUCCAACGUCGUCUAAACUCAAAAAACAGGUCUGUAAUGUCAACUUUGCUAGUGUUGCCGGACUGUCGAUAAUUUGAGAGUCGAUUCCAUCGAAAUUCAGAUAAAGGUUUUUGCCUUCGCCUUCUUAGCAACAGCUAAAGGCCGGUCUGUGAGCACGUAGAAUUUUGUCCAAUGACCCCAAGCUACCCAUCCUUAUCGCUCGCGCGUAAUU
Messenger RNA from Ostrinia furnacalis (Asian corn borer), 676 nucleotides. RefSeq names its product Glyoxalase 1 (gene Glo1). Gene Ontology annotation, molecular function: lactoylglutathione lyase activity; metal ion binding. The transcript has 3 exons. The coding region runs from base 32 to 481 and encodes 149 amino acids. The record is from RefSeq and is a predicted model, not a curated record. NCBI's taxonomy places the organism in Eukaryota, Metazoa, Arthropoda, Insecta, Lepidoptera, Crambidae.